AUGCGAGCAACUGGACUGAUGCCGUUUGUCAUAUUUAUCUCUCCCCCGGAACGAGUGGACGAAUUGCGUCGUUUGCAAAAACAACUUGGCCUGAAAGUGAACUGCUCGGACAUGGAACUGAAAUCAUGUAUCGAGACCAGUCGUAAGAUGGAGGUGCGUUACGGUCAUUGGUUUGAUAAAGUGAUCAUUCCGGAGACACUAGACAUCACGGUUACUGAAUUGCGUACAAUCGCAACCCGACUGGAACGCGAACCUUCAUGGGUUCCCCGCCACUGGUUGUACUGA
This is a messenger RNA of Echinostoma caproni, 285 nucleotides long. The record is from the annotation of a GenBank genome assembly. NCBI's taxonomy places the organism in Eukaryota, Metazoa, Platyhelminthes, Trematoda, Plagiorchiida, Echinostomatidae.